Molecule: messenger RNA, 5059 nt
Organism: Suillus clintonianus
Lineage: Eukaryota; Fungi; Basidiomycota; Agaricomycetes; Boletales; Suillaceae
Exons: 35
Coding region: 115-4974 (1619 amino acids)
Biological process (GO): transmembrane transport
Cellular component (GO): fungal-type vacuole; membrane
Molecular function (GO): ATP hydrolysis activity; ATP binding; ABC-type peptide transporter activity
Source: RefSeq, a predicted model, not a curated record
UGGACACAUAAUUUAUAAUAUAAUUACGUGCUCCGGUAGAUAAAGUUGUUUAUUUCAAUUCCGCUCUUCAACGUAACUUGACUGGACGCGCAGUUCCAACUCGCAUCCCAGGAAAUGUCGCUCUGGGGUUGGUAUACCGAUCCUAGUCCAUGGCAGGUCGUCUUGCAGUCCGACCCCUUUCAGUCUCUCGACUUCCACCUGAUAAGCCAUGGCAAUACAGUGUGGCACAGUACACUCAUGAUUCCAGCAUAUUUUGCUGCUGCAUCCGCGCUUCUUCUCUUGCUACAUUUAAUCACGCUAUCUAAGCCAGUCAAAAAGCUUUGGUCGCGCUUUCUGCCCCCUAAGGCCGAGGAAGAACCGAGCGCUUUCUUUGACGAACCUACUAUAGCUGAUGGAUUUUUCUCUGAGGCUAAAGUAUUCAUCUCUCAACAUGGUGGUUGGGUCAUUUUUGCAUACAAGUUUGCAAGAUUUAUUGGUUGUCUUGCGUUUUUGGGACUGUCGUUGGCUACUUUCAUAUUAGACGAACGUGAGGAGCACGCGAACGGAGCGAACAAGCUGUCGAAAGGAAAGCAUCGCAAGCCCCGUCACUCCGAUGGCUACAUUCCGUUCUCUCGCGCUGAGUGGUUGCAAUUCGCCUUGUGCAUGACUGCUGCUUAUGCAUCAAUUCUCGGGCUCAUUUCAGUUACUACCAAACCCCGAUGGAGCAGGCUGGUGUCCAAUCACUUGGCCACUCUUCUCUUUGCAGUCUUUGCGGUCUUUGCGUAUCGGGAUUUGUGGCCCCUCAUUACCUUCAAUAAACAACCCAAAGACCUUGAAGAAGGAGGCUUAUUGUGGGCGAAAGUGACCGUCCUUUUUUUGUCAAGCAUCGUAUUCCCUCUCUUGAGCCCAAGACAAUAUAUUCCAGUAGACCCUGCGAACCCCACUGAGAGCCCUCACCCCGAACAAACUUCUUCUUGGCUAUCUAUGAUCUUGUAUACCUGGCUGGACCCCAUCGUCUUCAAAGCGUAUCGUGUUCCCCACCUGUCGCACGAAGAACUUCCCCCGCUGGCCGACCAUGAUCAUUCCAGGAAUCUCAAAAAGAAGAGUUUCCUCCACAUUGACCCCUUCUCCGGGAGUCAGAAGCGACACAUCUUCUUCGGUCUCAUGAAGACGUUCCGUGUUGAGUAUAUAGUUUUGGCUUUAAUGAUCGUUCUCCAGGUGCUGGCAAAACUAGCCGCUCCCGUUGGAAUUAAUCAACUUUUGCUUUAUGUCGAAACGAAAGGCGAGGGUGCUGUGGUUCGUCCGUGGGUCUGGAUAUCCUGGCUGUUCUUGGGGCCACUUAUUGGUUCCUUGGCAUGGCAAUGGUAUAUUUACAUCGCGACACGUGCGCUCGUGCACACGGAGGGUAUUCUCACCCAACUGGUCUUCGAGCAUGCGCUCCGAAUCCGAAUGAAGGCUGAGCUCCCCGAUGACGGCAAGAAGUCUGGGGAGUCUACGGCACCAUCUACGCCAGAUAGUGCAUCUGUAGCUGGAUCUAGCACUGCCGCCGCAGACGAAAGUACAGAUGGCAGUGGCGACGAGACGCUGCACGCCAGUGCCGAGACCUUAUCAAUAUCCUCCACCAAGAAAGGCAAGCAAAAAGCCCAGGAUGUCAAGGAAGAACUGGACAAGUCAAAAAAGCACUCGAGCGCUGACAACCUUGUUGGGAAAAUUAACAACCUUGUCACAACUGACUUGAGCAAUAUUACCGAUGGACGAGAUUUCCUCAUGGUCGCGUUGUACAUGCCACUUCAAGUAGGCAUGUGCAUUUGGUUCUUGUACGAAAUUCUUGGUUGGAGUGCCUUUGUUGGCUUGGCUGUUAUGGUUCUCUUGUUCCCUCUUCCUGGGUACGUUGCCCAGAAGAUUCAAAAGGUGCAAGUAGAGAAAAUGCACAAGACGGAUGCCCGGGUGCAAACAGUGACCGAAACUAUGAAUGUUCUGCGUAUGAUCAAGCUUUUCGGAUGGGAAGAGAAAAUAGACACUAGGAUCAGCGAGAAACGAGAAGUAGAACUUGUCUGGACAUGGAAGACGAAGAUCUUAGAACUGCUAAACAACAACUUGAACUACGUAAUUCCCCUGUUUACCAUGAUGGCUUCUUACAUGUCAUUCCUUCAUAGUGUGAUUCACUUGAUUAGAGUAACUGAUGUCGUUCCUCUGGCAGUCUUUGACAUCCUAAGAGAUCAGCUGAACAUAGUGUUCUUCUCCAUCCCAAGAUUUACUCAAGCCAAAGUAUCGCUGGAUCGUGUCAAUAGUUUCCUGGUUGAUACAGAACUAUUGGAUGCACACACACAGCAGGACGAGGACAAAGUUCAGCUCUUUGUCCAGCCGGAAGAAGAAUCUGACCUCAUCGGCUUCAGAGACGCUGUCUUUGCAUGGUCCAACGAUUCCGGUGGGUCGCUGACACCGUCGAAGCGCAAGUUCAGACUUCGCAUCGAUGGUGAGAUGUACUUCCAACACGGUCGUAUCAACCUUGUCGUCGGACCGACAGGUUCUGGUAAGACCUCAGUGCUCAUGGCUUUGCUCGGCGAGAUGCACUUUACGCCCUCUGGUCCGACAUCUUGGUUUAACCUCCCUCGCAAAGGCGGUGUAGCUUAUGCUGCACAAGAGUCCUGGGUCCAAAAUGAAACCAUUCGGGACAACAUCCUUUUCGGCGCGCCCUAUGAUGAAAACCGAUACAAGACAGUCUUGCACCAGUGUGCUCUGGAGCGAGACCUUACUUUGUUCGAAGCGGGCGACCAAACGGAAGUCGGAGAAAAGGGUCUUACGCUAAGAGCUAUAUAUUCUUCGGCAAACACGUUGCUGCUUGAUGAUGUUUUGGCCGCUUUGGAUGUCCACACGUCCAAGUGGAUUGUAGACAAGUGUUUCGCCGGAGAUCUCGUCAAAGAUCGAACAAUUAUCCUUGUGACGCAUAACGUUGCUAUGGCGAGCUCUAUAGCGCACUUCGUCGUGUCUCUGGGUUCCAACGGACGGAUUGUCAGCCAUGGGUCAAUAUCGGAGACCAUUGCAAAGGACGACAAGUUUGCAGCGGAAGUGGCAAAAGAACAGGAAGUCCUUGCUAAAGAGGCCCAGGUCAUGGACACUCUAGAAGAACCGAAGGGUGAUGCGGCGAAGUCCGACGGCAAGUUGGUAAUGUCUGAGGAAAUUGCAGAGGGCCAUGUUUCCUGGCCAGCUUUCAAGCUCUACCUGACCGGCUUGGGGGGGAACUAUCCUAUGACGUUCUGGGUCGCGUUCUUGGCUCUGAUGGGGUUGACGGACGUCACUAACACUGUGCAAACCUGGUUCCUGGGGUACUGGGCAUCUCAAUACGAACGCCAGCUACCCUCGGAGGUCAAUGUUAAAUUUUAUCUCUCUGUAUAUGCCUUGAUCAUGGCCUCUGGUUGUCUAAUGUAUUCGAGUGGGUACUACAUGUACUAUCGGGGUUCAAUGCGGGCGUCGCGGACCAUCCACAAGAAACUCGUUCAAUCUGUACUCGGAACAACGCUAAGAUGGCUGGACACGACACCUACAUCUCGGGUCAUCACCCGGUGCACACAGGACAUAAGAGCCAUUGAUGGUCCGUUUGCACAGGGAAUUGGUUGGGUCGUCGAACUUUCCUUGACCAUGAUCGUGAAACUCGGAGCCGUUGUGGCCAUGACUCCUAUCUUCAUGGCGCCCGGACUCUUUAUCGGCUUGCUAGGUGGAUGGAUUGGUCGCAUCUACAUGAAAGCUCAGCUAUCAGUCAAGCGAGAGAUGAGCAACGCGAAAGCACCAGUCCUUGGUCACUUCGGGGCUGCUAUCGCAGGACUUACAUCGAUUCGUGCGUACGGUGCAGAGGAGGCAUUCAAACAAGAAUCUCUUAAUCGCAUCGACCGCUACACCAAAUCAGCACGCAUGUUCUAUAACUUGAAUCGUUGGGUUUGUGUCCGUAUUGAUGUUAUCGGUGGUGGAUUCUCGGCUGGUCUUGCCGCUUAUCUCGUGUAUGGUCGCGGAGUUCAUGAGGCGUCGAACAUUGGGUUCUCUCUGAACAUGGCAGUCGGUUUCAGCUCCAUGAUCCUUUGGUGGGUUCGUAUCCUCAACGAAGUGGAAGUCAGCGGUAAGCUACUUCCUCGUCCCACUCCUUAUGUUUUGGAACGGAUCGAUAGUUAUAUCAAGAUUGAACAGGAGCCUAAACCUACCGAAGGCGGCCAGCCGCCUGCGUACUGGCCUGCAAGCGGUGAUAUCCGCGUAGAAAAUCUGUCAGCCCGCUACUCAUCGGAUGGACCUAAAGUUUUGCAGGACCUGUCCUUCCACAUCAAAUCGGGUGAACGCGUUGGUAUCGUCGGGCGAACUGGAAGCGGAAAGAGUUCCUUGACGCUUUCGCUCCUUCGCUGCAUUUUCACAGAAGGCGAUGUUUAUUAUGAUGGGAUUCCGACAAGCGGGAUCAAUUUGAAUGCUCUGCGGUCCAACGUGACUAUCAUACCUCAGAUUCCCGAGCUCCUGAGUGGAACCCUCCGUCAGAACUUAGAUCUCUUCGAUCAGCACGAUGAUGCGGUGCUGUACGAUGCUUUACGUGCUGCCGGACUCUUUUCCGUCCAAGACGAGUCUGAGGAGGCGAGAUUGACAUUAGACAGUACGAUUGCAAGCGGAGGAGGGAAUCUAUCGGUUGGUCAACGCCAAAUCUUGGCUCUGGCUAGAGCUAUGGUCCGCGGAAGCAAACUACUUAUACUGGAUGAGGCAACUUCCGCUAUUGAUUAUAAGACCGAUUCAGCCAUCCAAUCCUCUCUCCGCAAUGAGUUGCAUAACGUUACCCAGAUUAUCGUUGCACAUCGGCUGCAGACGAUCAUUGAUGCUGACAAGAUUGUUGAAUUCGGUAGCCCAUGGGAACUGUUGCAAAAUGAGCAGGGUAUGUUGCGUGCUCUCGUGGAUGAGUCUGGGGACAAAGAAGCAUUAUACGCGGCGGCUCACAGCAAGCCACUAGUUGAAGGGGAAAGUUUGUAGACGUCUAUGAUCUAAUUAUACCUGCUGAAGUGGAACUCACCAAAACUUUAUAUACCGCGUCAAAUAUUUAUAAUUUCUGCCAAGU